UGCAAACUAUAUGAAAUAACUUUUUUAAAAAAUAAUAUACUGAACUCUAGAAAAUCCAAAAGACAUUAUCGGAAUCAGUAAUGUUUGUUUCCUCGGGUCUAGAUUUGGACUGUCUGCUAGUCAUAUAAAUCCUCUCUUCUCUUUCAUAGCAGCUCCCUCGUGAGUUCUUUGUCGCCGUUAAAUCAAUAGCCGUCCCAACUGUUUGGGCUUAAGAACUUUUCCCUCAAGAAGAAUUCAGUCUCUAAUUGAGCGGAACUACUAUCCGAAGAUAUAAACGUUUUCUGUCGGCUUCAGUGUUACUUUGUUUCGUGAAAUCCUCAGUUUCUGAAAGUGUCUCAAGGAGGUUGAAUCUAAUUGCUUUCUCUGAAGAAUUGGAAUUUUGUUCCAAUUUUGAAGUUUUCUCUGCCUACUCUGUAAGUGUUAUCUGGUGAUCUACAACAGCUCAAUGGAUCUGGAUAAAGCUAUUCAAGAUAUGUCGAUUUCGGAUGAUAAACCGCUAGUUCUGUCUAAUUUGCCAAAGUAUUGUUCUAGCGAAAGGAAUAGCUGUAGUAUUAUGGGACGAUUCCUGAAUCCGGAAGCUCAAAGAAUGUCUAAUUGGAUAUUAGACAUGCCAAGAAUCUGGAGAUUAUAUAAUCGUGUUCGAGGAGUGGCCUUGUCUAAAGAUAGAUUUCAAUUUAUAUUUAAAUCAGAAGAGGAUCUAGAUGGAAUUCUGAAGAUAGGAGUUUGGACUCAGGAUGAUUGGUGUGUUGUGAUGGAAAAAUGGUUGGAGAACCCUCCACCGGAUUACUUGAUGUUUCUUCCGAUAUGGGUUAGACUGCGUAAUCUUCCGGUGAAUUAUUAUACCAAAGACACAAUAGAGGAUAUAGCAGCGUGUGUUGGUAAAGUGCUUCAAGUUGGCCUUGAUCUAGAAAAAUCUCAGGUUCAAGAUUAUGUUAGAGUUCAAGUGCUGCUAAAUGUUUCUAAUCCUCUUCGCAAUUCGAAGGAAGUUCAACUGCCGACAGGAGAAAUCGUAAUCAUCUCUUUUGAUUAUGAAAGGGUUCGCAAAAGGUGUUUUAAUUGUCAAAGACUAUCCCAUGACAAGACAAGAUGUCCCUUUAAGCUGAGUACGUCUCCAAAAGUUUCCUCUGUGGUUUCUGAGGAGAAAUUAAAAGAAAAAGAGGUCAUUAACAAAGACUUCCAUAUGCAAUUGUCAACACCGAGUCCUAUAAAGUUUAUGGCAGAUGCGAUGAAGAAGUAUGGAGAUUCAAAGGUUAUCUCUAAUUCUUUAGAGGAAAACUUUGAAGAGGAUCUGUCAGACUUGGAACUUUUUGUUGGUUUCAAAACAGGAAGCUGUGAAGCCAGCUCUUCUGCGAAUGGAAAUAAAAAAGAUGCUGCAAAUAAAGUGAAGACUUCAUGGCAAAGGAAUUCAAAAUCUGCAAAAGAACUUCUGAUGAAGGAAAAGGUUAGUAAUUUUGAUUCUAAAGAGAAGUUUGAUAGAGUUUUCAAAAGGAAAGCUCAAUUUCCAGAUACAGAAGUUUCAAAGGUGAUCAAAAGAGAUAAUAAGACGGUGGUUCCUCAGGAACUGCCGCAAUUUCAAUAAGGCGUUUUAAGUU
Molecule: messenger RNA, 1592 nt
Organism: Arabidopsis lyrata subsp. lyrata
Lineage: Eukaryota; Viridiplantae; Streptophyta; Magnoliopsida; Brassicales; Brassicaceae
Exons: 1
Coding region: 446-1579 (377 amino acids)
Source: RefSeq, a predicted model, not a curated record